Leptinotarsa decemlineata (Colorado potato beetle) is the source of this 1390-nucleotide messenger RNA. Its product is annotated as synaptic vesicular amine transporter. Gene Ontology annotation, cellular component: terminal bouton; synaptic vesicle membrane. Gene Ontology annotation, biological process: aminergic neurotransmitter loading into synaptic vesicle; transmembrane transport. Gene Ontology annotation, molecular function: serotonin:sodium:chloride symporter activity. The record is from RefSeq and is a predicted model, not a curated record. Lineage: Eukaryota; Metazoa; Arthropoda; Insecta; Coleoptera; Chrysomelidae.
AUGCAAAGUCUUUACGACACACUCACGAAAAAUAAUAUAUUCGUGUUCGUUAUAGUGUAUUUGUCAUUUCUUCUGGAUAAUGUGUUGUUGACUGUUGUAGUUCCCAUCAUCCCGGACUACCUGUUUUCCAACGAACUUAACGUGACGCCUGUGGAUGACAACAAACGUUUCGGAUUGGCAUCGCUGAGCCCUCUUCAGCGCAAAUAUGAAACUUUGGAGGAUGAAAAUGGUCCUCUUGGAGCUCUGCUGGCGUCAAAAGCUUUCGUUCAACUAGCUUUUACUCCUCUAGUGGGGUAUUUGAUCGCUGCUGUGGGGUGUAACGUUCCUCUGCUGAUUGGAUCCUGCAAUAUGCUUCUAGCUUCGAUACUUUUCGCUUAUGGAAACUCUUAUGGGGUUUUGGUUCUCGCCCGCGCCCUCCAUGGGAGUGCCUCUGCUGCUAUUGCCAUCAGCGGAAUGUGUAUUCUAGCCAAAGAGCUUCCCAGUAAUCUAAGAAUGAAAAUAAUGCCUAUUGCUUUUGGUGGAAUCGCUUUAGGAGUUCUUAUCGGUUAUCCUCUUGGAGGAGCUGCUUACCAAGCAUUCGGAAAGACCGCACCCUUCCUAUUCGUUGCGGUUUUCAUCAUCAUAACCAUGGGUUUACAGAUAAUGUAUCUGAAGGAGGAAGACAUGCAAUCCGAAUCAUCCAUACUGAGGAGAAACUACGAGGAAUGUCUGAUUCUUCUGAAAGAUAAAAAAUCGCUUAUAGCUGCCUUCACAAUUUGCGUCUGCACUUCAUCGAUGGCCAUUUUAGAACCUUGCGUCCCAAUGUGGCUGCUUGCUAGAUUGACCCCACCACCUUCCAGGUGGCAACUUGGAGCAGUGUUCAUCCCAGACAGUAUUGGAUAUUUCAUAGGAUCACAAUUUGCAGGUUUACUACCAGUCCAACCUUGGCGAAUCGCCAUAAGUUCCCUGGUAAUCACAGGCUUAAGCUGCUGCGGGCUACCUUUAGCAGACACCAUACCCCAGUUGUCCCUACCCCACUUCGGUAUAGGCUUGGGGGUUGGAGCUGUUGAUGCUGCCCUCGUUCCCUUGCUGGCUUCUUUUGUUGACAACAAAGGAAGCAACCAAUACGGGCCCAUAUAUGCUCUUCAGCAAGCUGCAGUGUCGGUCUCCUACUCAUUCGGACCUCUCUUUGGAGGACAGGCCAUUCAUAUCCUUGGAUUCCCGUGGCUGAUGAGGGUGGUGGGGUUUGCCAACUUGCUGGUAUGUCCGCUGCUACUGGAACUUGAGGAACAGAAGGAAAAAAUUCCGAUCACGUGCAAUUCCUAUCAACCCUAUUCAAGUGUUGCAAACAGCUUGGAACCGGAGUCUACAGAAUGAAACUUCAUCAGAAUUAGAAACCAGAUUACUGAUA